Messenger RNA from Condylostylus longicornis, 1803 nucleotides. Its product is annotated as medium-chain specific acyl-CoA dehydrogenase, mitochondrial-like. The record is from RefSeq and is a predicted model, not a curated record. Bases 158 to 1402 code for a protein of 414 amino acids. The transcript has 4 exons. Gene Ontology annotation, molecular function: flavin adenine dinucleotide binding; medium-chain fatty acyl-CoA dehydrogenase activity. Gene Ontology annotation, cellular component: mitochondrion. Gene Ontology annotation, biological process: medium-chain fatty acid catabolic process; fatty acid beta-oxidation. NCBI's taxonomy places the organism in Eukaryota, Metazoa, Arthropoda, Insecta, Diptera, Dolichopodidae.
UUAAGUCAAAGUGUAGCUUACAUAUCCAUAUAAAUUAGAAAUUGCAUUAAAAUAAAAUAAUAAAAUUAUAUUUUAAAUUUUCAUUUUUCCUUUAUUUACUUAAUUAUUUUUGUUAAAUUUGUUUGUAUAAUUAAUUUAAUCCUCGAUUUCUAAAAAUAUGUUACGCAAUUUAAAGAAAAUAGUACCACAAGUAACUGAGCAAUGGCGAGCUUAUUCUACACCAGCUUCUGGGUUUAGUUUAAAAUUAACAAACGAGCAACGUGAUAUUCAAGAAUUAGCAAGAAAAUUUGCUCGUGAAGAAAUAGCACCAGCUGCAGCGCAUCAUGAUAGAACUGGAGAAUUCCCCUGGGAUAUAGUCAAAAAAGCACAUAGCAUUGGUUUGAUGAAUGGUCAUAUACCUCAAGACGUUGGCGGUAUGGGAUUAAAUGCCUUUGAUUCAUGUCUAGUAACUGAAGAGUUGGCUUGGGGCUGCACUGGAAUAUUAUUAGCUAUUGAAGGAACAUGUUUAGGGCAAACACCUGUUGUUUUAGCUGGAAAUGCUGAACAAAAGAAAAAAUACUUAGGGCGUUUACUGGAAGAACCACUACUAGCGGCUUAUUGUGUAACGGAACCUGGAACUGGUUCAGAUGUAAGUGGUAUUAAAACGAAAGCUGAAAAAAAAGGAGAUGAAUAUAUAAUUAAUGGACAAAAAAUGUGGAUUACAAAUGGUGGAGUUGCAAAUUGGUAUUUUGUAUUAGCUAGAACAAAUCCUGAUCCCAAAAGUCCAGCUUCCAAAGCUUUCACUGCUUUUAUAGUUGAUCGUGAUACACCUGGUAUAACACCAGGCCGUAAAGAAAUUAAUAUGGGUCAACGUGCUUCUGAUACACGUGGUGUUACAUUUGAAGAUGUUCGAGUACCAAAGGAGAAUGUUUUGAUGGGUGAAGGUGCUGGAUUUAAAAUUGCUAUGUUAACAUUCGAUAAAACAAGGCCUCCAGUUGCAGCUGGCGCUGUCGGUUUAGCACAACGUGCUAUGGAUGAGGCUACUAAAUAUGCAUUAGAAAGAAAAACUUUCGGUGUACCAAUUGCACAUCAUCAAGCUGUUGCAUUUAUGUUAGCUGAAAUGGCAAUGGGUGUUGAAUUGGGCCGUUUAUCAUGGCAAAAAGCUUGCUUUGAAGUCGAUAAUAAAACACCUAAAAAAAGUAUGUUUGCUUCAAUUGCAAAAUGUUUUGCGUCUGAUAUGGCAAAUAAAGUUGCCUCAGAUGCUGUACAAGUUUUUGGUGGUAAUGGAUUCAAUUCAGAAUAUCCAGUUGAAAAAUUAAUGCGUGAUGCCAAAAUUUAUCAAAUUUAUGAAGGCACUUCCCAAAUUCAGAGAUUAGUUAUUUCCAGAGAAUUAAUUGAAGCCGCUAAGAAAGGCUUGCAAUAAUUUGAAUUUUUUUUUAUUUUUAUUACAUGAACUUGAAAAUAAGAAUGAAAAAUUGGCAUUUAUUUUGUUCAAAAUUAAAUUGAAAUUUUUUUUUAACAAAUUUGUAUGAUUUUUAGACUAGUUUAUUAUUUUACCCUUUCGAAAGUUUCCACUGUUCUUGUGUUUUUAUCCUGUAUCAUUUUAUAUAGACAAUAACAACUGACUGCACAAAGAAAAAAAGAAUUAAAUGACAAUCUUGUUAAAACACAUAAGUUAUGAUGGUUAUGAUUAAAUCAAAAAUUUUGAAAUGUUAUUUUUUUUUAUAUUUUUAUACAAAUGUUAAUAAGAUUUUAGAAAAAAAAAGAAAAAUAUUUAGUCUAUUUUUGUAUAAAAAUUUAAUAUUAAAAUUUUUUUAUGAACUA